Messenger RNA from Microdochium trichocladiopsis, 1023 nucleotides. RefSeq lists its product as uncharacterized. NCBI's taxonomy places the organism in Eukaryota, Fungi, Ascomycota, Sordariomycetes, Xylariales, Microdochiaceae. The transcript has a single exon. The coding region runs from base 1 to 1023 and encodes 340 amino acids. The record is from RefSeq and is a predicted model, not a curated record.
AUGCCUGCUCAGCUUCUCCCGGCUUCCGCCGCGGCCUUUGCUCCUCGUGCCGCAUCAGUCAACGUCGUCCUUGGAUCAAAAGUGGAACCAUGGUUAACGCAGGCCCUCAAGCGCAUCAACAAGGUUAAGCGGCCGCUCAACAGCGUUCCUCAGCACCAGCGCUGCCUCACAGAACACCUCUCCAACGAGAAGGCCAUCUGGACGCUUGCCUCGUUGAUGCUCGCCAAGUCUCCCGAGGCAGAACUGCGCCAAGACGAAAACCCCCUGGUCGAGGCCCUCUUCAACUAUCAGCUAGUCCACCUCGAGGCCUACAUUGUGCACGUCGACAUGGUCCUGAGGAAUGAGGUCGCUUACAAGCUCACUCCGGAUACCAUCGAGUCCCUCAUCGAGCACCACAAGGACGUCUACUGUGUUGACAGCAAGGCUGCCACCUACGACUGGCCCGAGAAGGAGCAGCAGGCCAAGAAGCUGCACGAGGAUUUCGUACAGGCCAUCAACAAGUUUGUGUUCAGGACACACGUCUCUGCUCUCGAGGGCCUCGAGGAGGAAGGUGCCGGUGAGCUGCUUUGUGGAAAGAGCGAGGAGGUCAAGACCGCCGUCUUGGCACUCAUGAACAAGCCCCUCCUCCCUCCUCCUCCCAAGGUCGUCGAUGUCAUCCGCCAGCCACCUUUGCUGCCCAGUUCACCCGUUGGCAGCAUCUGGUCGCAAUCAACACCCUCGCCAGUCCUGAGCGCGCCCGUUGAUGCCUGGCGGAUAUUGCCUUCGAGCACCGGAGUCACGACCUCGGCUGACCAGACACCGAUCUGGGCCUCCAUGUCCAUGCACGAGAUGCAGUUGCCGUCACCUCCGUCGCCGUUCAGCCAGCCUUUCUCCACAGCCGGCAUGUUUUACAGCUCGCCGAUGGUGUCUGCCCCCAUCCCGACGCUCCCCUUGCCCAGCAUGCUGGCACCGCAAUGCGGCAUCAGCACUGGCUUUGGUGGUUUCGGCUGGGACCGGUACCAGGAGUAUGCUGUAACCAUGUGA